AUGAGGGAUCCUACCACUUGCACCGUCCUCUACAAGAUCCUGACUCCGCAGGAGAAGGAUGCGCUCCCUGCCACCAACUGGGCCGGGACCGCUCUUGAUACCAAGGACGGCUUUAUCCACCUCUCGUCGGCAGAUCAGCUCGCUGGUACACUGGAACGCUUCUUCAGCCCUGCGACUGGCUGCGGCGACACUCUCUACCUCUACACUUUCGACCGAGCUACCGUGGACAAGCCGCGUGAAACGCCCAUCAAGCUUCAAUUCGACCCGGCGAUCGGCACUUUCUUCGGCCACAUCUACGGCAGCAUCAACCCGCAGUCGGACUUCUCGGACCCCAUCGAGAUCAAGCGUUCCAGCUCCUCGGGUCUCUUCGAGCUCCCUUCCCUGCAGUUUUGA
Moesziomyces antarcticus is the source of this 393-nucleotide messenger RNA. Its product is annotated as glutathione S-transferase. NCBI's taxonomy places the organism in Eukaryota, Fungi, Basidiomycota, Ustilaginomycetes, Ustilaginales, Ustilaginaceae. The coding region runs from base 1 to 393 and encodes 130 amino acids. The record is from RefSeq and is a predicted model, not a curated record. The transcript has 3 exons.